Centropristis striata (black sea bass) is the source of this 1727-nucleotide messenger RNA. Its product is annotated as palmdelphin-like. The record is from RefSeq and is a predicted model, not a curated record. The coding region runs from base 1 to 1671 and encodes 556 amino acids. The transcript is spliced from 8 exons. Gene Ontology annotation, cellular component: membrane; cytoplasm. NCBI's taxonomy places the organism in Eukaryota, Metazoa, Chordata, Actinopteri, Perciformes, Serranidae. Gene Ontology annotation, biological process: regulation of cell shape.
AUGGAGGAGUCUGGCCUGCUGAAAGAGAGGCUCCACGCCAUCACUGAGAAGCAUCGUAUUCAGGAAGACAUUAGACGGAAGAAACUGGAACUGGACCAAGAAAAACUCAAACUUCAGCAUCUAAAGAAAAAAUCCUUGAAAGAGCAGUGGUUGCUACAGGACUCAGCUUCCCACAAUGCAACAGAACCCCGACAGCAACAGAACCUUCUGAGUGACCAGCAGAAGACCAGAGAACUGCAGCUCAGCAUCCACAGAAUAGAAACAGAGGUGGAGUUUCUGGAGAGGGAGGAGUCUGGAAUUUCUACCAAAGAGAGCUUCAUCCUCACCAGACUGAAGGCGAUAGAGAAGAGUCCAGGGGAUAUUAUCAAGGAGGCCCAGGACAGCUCUGUUCCUGAGCCUUCGCAAGUCACCACAGUGAACUCUGAUGUCCCAGAAUGCUUCACUCCACCAGCCAACAAACACUUUGAACUAAACACAGCACAAAAAACUCUGUUUGCCAUGGAGGUCAAUGUGAGUAAAAACCUGUUGACUGGAAAGAGCUCAGUGCUUUCUACUGCUACAGUUCCCCCUGAGGAGAUAUACCAACACACCGGGCUCAAAGUUUAUGAAGAUGACAGGAAGUGUGUGUAUGCCUUGAAUUCACAAGAGGGGUCACAUAGUCAGAGCUGUGUGUCUGAGCUGUCUGCCAACGAAGUGGAACAUUUACUGAAAAGUGCCACAGUGCAUCGCCAAGUAAACCACCAAAACUACCAAAACCAAAAUCACUGCAGGAGGAAGCAGCAGUGCUUUUCCAAUCACCAAGAAUAUGACCGAGUGGAGGAGUUGGACCUCAGAAACCAGCGAGGGAGUUAUGAUAAACAUCUCCUUAAAUCCUUUAGCUUCAGGGAAAACUGUCAGAGAAGACCAGCUCACUAUUGUCACCAGGAAAGCCAGAACAGAUGGCAGGAAAAGAGAAAUAACCAAAGCAAUCUGAGGGAAAGUAACUAUGGAAACCAGAAGAAUGGCCACUGCAGUUCAUACCAGUUAGUUAGGAGAGACGGGCCUGCUAGCCACCACACUGGCGGCAUCUUCAGAAGCAAUAGUGUCGUAAAUAGUAGCAGAGCCAAUGAGCGGCCUCCUCCCAGAUCACAUGACCAGGAAGCAGUAUCUGCCUACCAACCACAGCUCUGCUACACUCCAGCCAGUUAUAUUCCUCUAAAUGAUUACAUUAGUGUGGAUGAAGAAGAACUUUACUGCUACAGCCAUGAUGGGAAACCACCCACUGCCCAGUACAGUGAGCCCCACCACUUUGACACAGUGCCCUCCCCCCUCUUUGCAGAUGACACCCCGUACUCUAUCCUUAACGCCAUGGAGACCUCCGAGCCAAUCACAGCCAUCUUCAUGGGUUUCCAGACGACACAGAAUGACAGUGGGGAGGCUCAGGAGUUUGAGGGUUCACUGAAGGCAGAGAUAGUCGUCAUUGGAGAGAAUGAAGACAAUGAUGAAGAUGACAACAGCGUGAAAGAGAAGAAGAACUAUGUCCAGCUUGGGGGCGUUAGUUAUCCAGCAGCAAGUUCAUCCAAUGGGAACUUGGGGCGUUUAGAGGGAGUUGGAGACAGACGGACAGUUAGACGGGGCCCAGGGAUCAGAAAGAUCCAGAAAAAAUCCAAACCCUGCUGUUCUGUCUGCUAACGGGAAUAUCUCAUGCAUAUCUGAGUGUCAACUGCUAACUAGGGCUGCACCGAUUG